Messenger RNA from Sphaeroforma arctica JP610, 935 nucleotides. RefSeq lists its product as hypothetical. The transcript is spliced from 6 exons. The record is from RefSeq and is a predicted model, not a curated record. Bases 57 to 935 code for a protein of 292 amino acids. Gene Ontology annotation, cellular component: endoplasmic reticulum-Golgi intermediate compartment; Golgi membrane; COPII-coated ER to Golgi transport vesicle. Gene Ontology annotation, molecular function: D-mannose binding. Gene Ontology annotation, biological process: endoplasmic reticulum organization; endoplasmic reticulum to Golgi vesicle-mediated transport; Golgi organization. NCBI's taxonomy places the organism in Eukaryota, Ichthyosporea, Ichthyophonida.
AUCCUUGUGCAGAUUCGAAUCUACGCAUUCCCCACUGGACGUUUACGGGUGAUACCAUGGUAACCAAAGAGAAGAUACGUCUGACCAAAGAUGCGCCCAGUAAAAGUGGCAUGCUAUGGAAUACAGCGGGGCUCGAGAGUGCGAACUGGAUUAUUGAAUUCGAGUUCGCGGUGGACGGAGAAUCGAGUCGUCUGUACGGAGAUGGCUUUGUGUUUUGGCUCACAAAGGAUUUUGCCAAAGAAGGCAAUGUUUUUGGGGCGGCAGAUAAGUUCACUGGACUGGCCAUUUUCUUCGACACAUACAACAACCACCAAGGAGAACACAACCACGCGCAUCCAUACAUUAGCGCCAUGAUGAACGACGGUUCCAAAUCAUACGACCACGAUGCUGAUGGCACGCACACAGAAAUGGCAGGAUGCCAAGCCAAUUUCCGGGCCAAAAAGCACCCCACAAGGGCACGCCUGUCCUAUUUGGAUCACACAUUGUCUCUGGAUUUGGAUUACUUAGGCCGAAAUGAAUACCAGAGAUGUUUCAGCGAACCUCAAGUGCAGAUACCUACCGGAUACCAUAUCGGGUUCAGUGCGGUCACAGGUGCAUUGCACGAUAACCACGAUAUCUUGAGCGUUAUAACAAAGAUCAUAUCAGUCACCAACCCCCCCCGACAAGAUGAUAUUGCGGACAGACACAAUGUGAAGCCAGCAACCGCUCGAACAAUCGAAGAUAGACCUCAUGUCGCGUCCAAACCCGUGCAGUCCACUACCAGCAAGGUCAUGUGGACAGGAUUCGAGGUGGGUCUCUUUGUGCAGAUUGGGGCUGUGAUCAAAUAUUUAAUGUAUAAGAUCGUGUUUAUUCUGGUCAUCGGCUUGAGCGUUUUGGGCGGACUCAUCUACUACGCGAGAAUGAAGAACAAUGAGAAGAUGAUGAAGCGCUUCUGA